AUGGAUCUGCGCACGAUCAUGAACAGCGAUGUCGCUGGCAACUCCAGCGCUCCGUCGCACCCACAGCAGUCACCCUCACAAACACCUCGCAAAUCCUCCGACCCCAUCUAUCCUCCGCGCGACCACCAGCUGCCAUCGUCUUCGUCUUCAUACCCUUCGGCCUUUCCCGGACCUCCGCCGCCACAACGAACACAUACUUCUCCUGAGCGCUCUUCCUCCUACGGUUCUCUCCAAUCGCCAUAUCAAUAUAUAAAGUCGAGCGCGCAGUCCCAACGCGCGCCGAGCCCUCCUCCCUACGGCUCCGCCUCGCGUGACUCCUUCGCCGCGUCCAUCGCCUACAACCAACACCAUCACCAGCAACAUCAGUCCCCCGUCGCCCACCAACGGUCGCAAUCCAUCCAGUCUGUCCUAGCCCCCUAUUUCCAUUCCUCCAACUCAUUUCAUCCCAGGGACAGUUCCCCCGCAGGUGCUUCACAGCUCUAUCCAUCGCAACAUUUCCCCCCUCCGGUACAAGGAUCGCUGCAAGGAUCGCUGCCCGGUACGCCACGAGGUUCUGCUGCUGCCGUCUACUCCCACCAGUCGCCCCCAUCUUCCGCCCGCCCACAAUCACCAGGUCGUGAUUCCCUAUCGAAUCGAGCCUCUAGCCCGUGGGUUGGCCCGGAUGCUGCAGUGCACACAUCGCCUACCGCCGCUCCCCGUCCAUCGCGAGCUGAUUCGAGAGCCUUAGACAAGACUCCACGCAAGUACAGUACUACAUCCGAGAGAAGGGAUUCUGAGGCGAGUGUGAGCCCCAGAACGACUUUUCUCCCGGGGUCUCGGCCCGAACCAGGCGUGGGGCGUCCCGACCAGUCUCUGUCCCAGCCUAAUCACCUCGAAAACGGGAUCGCAACGAAGGAGGCUCAAAUUACGAACUUGCAUGCCCCAGCGCAUCAGAACAAUAUGGAUAGUUCGCCAUCAUCACGGAUGUCGAUCACGCAGGAAUCAUCUGUUGACGAUCUAGCGCACUCAUGGCCACAAAAAUCCAGGGUGGCUUCGGACCCAAGGGCCACCUCAAGUCCGCAACCCCCGAAGCGCAAGAAAAGAAGAUACAACGAGCCUCCCAUCUACGCCCAAAGGUGCGCUCGCACGAAAGGGAGAUGCCCGCCCAUUCCAAAUCCUUUCCCGCCUAUCCCCAAACACGGGAGGGACUCAUCGUCGGCGAACCCCUGGCUGCUACGCCAACGGGCAGUAUCCUCCGCCCAGGGACCCGCACAUGCUGCGAUCCCACCAGUCAAAGCCAAGGGCGAAGCUACGCCGGUUAAUGGACCCUCGACGCCGCAGCGACCAUCAGAACCUCCCCAGGCCGGUAGCCUGGGGCCGUGGGAGCCGUCCAUCACCGGGCUCAUCCCUCACGAGGAGGUCACGAAACUGGUUGCUGAUUUCCUUUUCAAACAUGUUGUGCUUCGGAAUGACGCGGUUGCUGCCCCUGCCGGUGCGGCUGCAGCGGGUCAACUGCCCAUCAUCGAAGUGGAAGCCAAACUGGGUCAGCUCAUUGACAUGGACCGCGGGGAGCGAAUGAUCCUGCCGAUCUUGACCGAGACUGUAGUGAAUAAGGACAAUCCGCGUUUUCGGACCGCUUUCGAAAGCACCAUGACUGUGGCACAACAUCGAGAAAUGAACAAUUUCUUAAACGACGCUGUGAAGAAUUCCAUGCCCCACUCGAAUCAAGGCCGGAUUCCCCUCUCCUACGCCCAUAAGAAGGAGAGGGAUACGUUCUACGAAGUGUCUCCAAAUGAGCUUCCACCCGUAAUCAGGCAAAAUCUCAAUCCGCGUCACAAGCCCAAGGUGCGGGUAACGGUUGAUCAGCGGACGGGCGAAGUUCUCGCGAAAAUUGUCAAGUGUCGUAUCGCCGACCUGGAUGUGCAUAGCCCACGCACUUGUGUCGACUGGCGAGUCAGCGUGAACCUUGAAAUGAGCUACGAUGGGGAUAUUAGCAACCUGCCCGUAGCGGAUGGAAGGGGCGGUCGAGGCGGAGACCGGAACAAGGACCGCAUGAGUUAUCGACAUCUUGCAUACCAGAUCGAUCUGACCCAGGUCGCCAAGUCAGAUCCCCCAACCAAGGGCGAAUUCGAGCAUGAGCUUGAAGUAGAAAUCUCCUCAGCUGAAAUCCGCCGCCAAGGGCAGAUGGCCAUGACCGGCGAUCCCAAAAAUCAGUACGAAGACUUGAUCAAGGGCUUUGUGGACAAUGUCCGUGUCCUGGCCCGAGCUGUACCACCUUAG
This is a messenger RNA of Aspergillus sclerotioniger CBS 115572, 2259 nucleotides long. It is a transcript of the gene triA, whose product is annotated as putative mRNA capping nucleoside-triphosphatase. Gene Ontology annotation, biological process: 7-methylguanosine mRNA capping; polynucleotide 5' dephosphorylation. Lineage: Eukaryota; Fungi; Ascomycota; Eurotiomycetes; Eurotiales; Aspergillaceae. The transcript has 3 exons. Gene Ontology annotation, cellular component: mRNA capping enzyme complex. Gene Ontology annotation, molecular function: polynucleotide 5'-phosphatase activity. The record is from RefSeq and is a predicted model, not a curated record. The coding region runs from base 1 to 2259 and encodes 752 amino acids.